AUGGCGGAUGAUGUUUUGGUUGAGAAAGUUUUCAAUUUUAUUUGCGGUAGUGGCGGAUUUGUGGAGUUACCUCUACUUUUGAAGGAUUCAUCGCCUUUGAAAAACAUAAAAUCUAACUUGGAAGCGAAGAACUGGCUGAUAAAUCAUGGCCGUGGCCGCUUUGUUGAGGUGAAAGAUAUAAAUGAUGAAGUCAUAGGUGUUCGCGUUGAGCUGAAAAAGAAAAUUUGUCAACAAUAUCUUGCACGGGGUUCAUGCAGGAGAGCGAAGGGUUCGUGUAAAUUCUGGCACAUUUGUAAAAGCUUUAUCGAGGGAAAGUGCGAAGGAGACUGCCGUCGUUCGCACGAUUUUCUCGACAACGACAACGAAGCGAAGACCAAAGACCUAAAUAUCAAGAAGCACCCGAAUGGCACACUACGGAACAUCAUUGCCUGGAGUCUACCACAGGUUUGUCAGUUGUAUUUGAGAGAUGAAUGUAAAUCGGAAAAAUGUCCAUAUCUUCAUAUUUGCCCGAAUGUAGUGCGACAAUUGCCAUGCAGUUGUAGGUUAUCGCAUAAUUUGACUGAACUUAACAACAAGAAAAUACUGAAGCAGUAUGACCUUGUGCCACAUCAGUCGAUGAAACCUGCUUUUGUUUGUAGCAGUAUUUUAAUCAUGAACGAGCAGAGGUAUUUUGGCAAAGGUAAAUUCACAAGUGAUGAUACAACCGUUGAAAAGGCCUCACUUAAAAAUAACGAAAACAGCUCACAGCUUGGGGCAAGCCAAGAGCCGAACUCGAGUCGAACAAAAGGUUUUCAUGUGAGCUCAAAAUGCAAAGAGUUUCUUAAUGAUGAUAUGGAGACGAGUUCGAAGAAGAAUGAACCGAAACCCGGUCACUCGAAGGCAAAGAAAGAGCAAAAACAGAAGUGUAUACCAAAAUACGUCAACAAUUUGGCGAGUUGUGCAAAUGCCUCAGCAAGCUCUCAGAAAAAUCCCGGGUUUCUAAAUAUACACGAAGAGGAAGAAGAGGGCCACUCGGACUCAUCUUCAGAAGACAACAAACCCUGUUCUAAAAGUUUCCUCUCUGCUAAUCAAGAAGAAUCGAUUCAUCAGAUUCCAGAGUCGAAAAUAAGUCACGAAAAGGCUGGUAACGAUGUCAAAUUUCGUCAUCCUAAACUCGUGUCAAAUAAGAAACCUGAAGCGGAUCCGUGUACCUCAAAUGGCGCAGCCAAAGCUGGUGUUGUUGAUGAUGACCCGCCUGUUUUGCCCGUUGAUGAUAUCGGAAACGAUUUUGUGAAGAAUUGGGUCCUGGGUGUUGAUGAUUGUUCCUCUGAGUCCAGUCAAAGCCUUGGAAACUCUCAAAUUGAAGAAAAACCAGCGGAACGCAAGCGAAAGUCAUCCAUAUCAAGUUCAUGCAGCUCUGUUCCGGAUCCACAAAAGAAUACACCCUCUAAGAAGGCUGUCUUUGACUGCAUUCUGAAAGAAUACAAUGGUACUGUCUCCUUUCUUGAUAUCUCGAAAAGAAAAGACUUGUUUCCUGAACGAUGUGGAGAUAUUGCAGCGUGGUUUAUAGCAAGGAAAGAAAGCUUUCUGCUUAGGGAAAGUAAAGACGGAACACUGAAAGUGGACGUUCUUUGUAAACGAGCAAAGUUAUGUUUUAAACAGGAUCAUUGCUCCAAAGUGGGUUGCCCUUAUCUACACGUGUGCCGAGAUUACAUCGCUGGUUUUUGUAGAUUUGGCGGUAGAUGCCAAAGAAACCAUAGUUUUGAAUACGAUGAAAGCAGAAUGCACAUUUCUAAACUUAAAUUAUCUGGGUUUAGCGAAGAACAGCUGCGUAAACUCGUUCAGCUGUCAAUACCCCAAGUAUGUCUGGACUAUAAUGAAGGACACUGUGUGCUCGGAGAGAGUUGUUGGCAAAUGCAUAUUUGCAAGGAUAUGAUAAAGAAGAAGUGUUCAGAUCGAGUCAUUUGCAGUCUCAAGCAUGAAGAAGCAUUGUUGACGGCUCAAGCAAACACUGUGCUAAGUAGAUAUGGCCUGAAAGUCUGGGAUGACAACGUUCAACCGAUUUUGCGAACCCUUCUCAUCUGCGAGAGGAAAUCUUCAGUUGACUCUACACCCCUUUUAAAAGACACUGUUUUAACAGCAGCUAGUCUGACAUCGUCGAGCAGUGCAGUGGGCAGCCGAAAAGAGAAAAACCCGAGUGGUGCCAUUCCUUAUUCACUUGCAUCCGUUUCUGUAGCCAGAACACCCAGCACUGUUUCAACGCCAAGUGGUUCGAGGACGUCAGAGGGAGCAGCUGGCGGCACAAAAGUGAGCGAUCAGAAUAGUAGUCCAAUUCCUUUUACAGGUGCCGUUGUGAACAACAGUGAAGCAUCCGAACGAAAAGUCUUUGAGUGCUUGUGCAAAGAAUACAACUGCUCAGUUUCGUUUUCAGUGAUUUCUAAACGCACUGAUUUGUUCCCCGCUGGAUUCAAAGACGUGGAGUCUUGGUUUCGAAGAAGAAAUGGGAGCUUUUUGAUCUUAGAAAACCCAGAUGGGGCAAUUACAGAAGUAAGUGCCUUUUCCGCAAAGGUUCGACUCUGCUUCAGUUACAACGCCCCCUAUGGAACUUGUACAAAAGACAACUGCUCAUUCCUGCACGUCUGCAGAGAUUAUAUCACUGACUCCUGCGCCAACGGAGCAACAUGCCCACGGAACCAUCAAUUCCGCAACGAGAAGGAUAAGGCUUUGCUGUCUAAGAUCAACCUCGACAAGUUCACAGACGAGCAACUUCGCCGGCUUGUGCUGUUUUCGUCACCACUGAUUUGCGUAGAGUACAACGAUGGUAUUUGUGAUCGUGGCGAUGCUUGUCCUAGAAUUCACAUGUGUGGCAACCACUUGAAAAAGUGCUCCCGAGAAAGACAUGGUUGUAUCUUAGAGCAUGAAUCCGCCAUGACCACUGACCACACCAAAGCAGUUCUCGAGCGUUAUCGUAUGGACCACUUAAAACCAGGCACAGCAAAGAGGGCUAUUUUGCUUUUUGACGACUUGGCACAAAGUAGAGAAGCAGGUCAUGUUCACACUGAUCAACCAGAUGCAUAUAUCUGUUCAGAUUUCCUUCUGGGAAAGUGUAAAAAGGGCAUCAAGUGUUCUGAGCACCACUGCUCGUUGCCUUACCACUGGCAAUACAGAGUCGAGAAUAAAGGAGUCUGGAAGAAUUUUAGUGAGACUGACAAUGAGAAGGUGGAGAAACUUUACUGUGACGCAAUGAUGAAUGAUUGCUCAGCCACUGGCUUCAAGCUGUCUUUCAAAAGUCAUGGAUUCCCUCUCUUGGAUGAAGAGUAUACCGUGCAGUUCCUGUUUGAAAAUGAGCUGAUGCUUGUGCAGACAGAUUUUGAAGUCGUCGCAGACAUUAGGCGGCUGUCCACAGAACCCUCCAUCAAUAACCCCGUUAAUCCUUUGGCUGCUGUGUGGACUUGGUACUGGAAGGACGAAAAUGGCAUGUGGCUUGCGUAUGGUUCAGACUACCUGGGGAAUGAUCUUCAGCGACCCAUAGAAGAGGCAUUCUUAUCCCCCACAUAUUGCCAUAAGUUUAAAAUUGCCGAGCAAGACUAUGUACUGGAUUUCCAUAAAAUGGAACAAGAAAACUUGAGGUAUGGCACUAAACGACAAGUAAGGAGAAGACCUGGAGAAUUUAGAUCAGGCGCAGACAUCCUGGAGAUUCGAAGGUCAUCCAGGAAGGGAAAACCGAUUACAAAUGUAUCAAAUACUGAAAGGCCUAGCAACUGGGCUUCUAUGCCAUCUACUAUGCAGUACACACGUGUCAAGUUAAGCACUGUAUCAUCUGAGUACAAAGAAGUGGAGAGGUUAUUUAAAAGUUCAAUCGAAAAAAGGGUCGUUAUCCAUAGAAUCCAGCGUGUGCAAAACUCUUUCAUGUGGGGAAAGUAUCAAAGGAAAAAGGAAUAUUUGUUGACGAUCAAGACAGGCGGUCACAAGUUUUCCCCCUUGAACGAAAAGAGGUUGUUCCACGGAACCAGCCCCGAUGCUGUAGAGGCCAUUUGUAAACAAAACUUUGACUGGCGCUUAAACGGAAAGAACGCCACUGUUUAUGGUGAAGGAAGUUAUUUCGCUGUAAAUGCCUCUUACAGCGAUGCUUAUGCAAAGAAAGACGCAAAUUCGUCUCAAUUCAUAUUCUUAGUCAAAGUCCUUGUUGGAACUUACACCAAAGGCGACUCCAGCUAUCGAAGACCGCCUCCAAAACAACCAUCCAAUCCUUCGAGUGACCUGUACGACUCUUGUGUGGACGACGAGUACAAUCCAACCAUAUUUGUGGUGUUUGACACCGAUCAGUUCUAUCCAGAGUACAUCAUUGAGUAUUCUGAUGAAAGUAGAAGGUAUUCCGGAGCUCGCGGAGCUGGCCCUCAGACAGGAGCGUAUGCAGUACCUUCUUAUAGCCGAGCUGCCCCAUCUACCAGCUCCUUUAAUCCCACAAGUGGUUAUUACUCAUCUAGUAGUGUGGCAUCGAGUAGUUAUGGCUCAGCCUCUAACAGCUCGUCUAGUACACCGUACCGCAGCACAGGUACAAGCUACUAUUCAGGUACGGCGAGCUCUCAUAAUACAACAUAUUCAUCGCACAUCUCAAGCACAGGAACAUCAAGAAAUUAUUCUUCAUCAACGAAUACUUCUAAUGUGUCACACCACAGUUCAACUCCUAGCAGCUCCUCGAAAUCUUCCAAAGAAAACAAGUGCUUGGUAAUGUGAC
This is a messenger RNA of Pocillopora verrucosa, 4717 nucleotides long. Its product is annotated as zinc finger CCCH-type antiviral protein 1. Gene Ontology annotation, molecular function: zinc ion binding; NAD+-protein mono-ADP-ribosyltransferase activity; NAD+ poly-ADP-ribosyltransferase activity. Gene Ontology annotation, cellular component: nucleus. NCBI's taxonomy places the organism in Eukaryota, Metazoa, Cnidaria, Anthozoa, Scleractinia, Pocilloporidae. The record is from RefSeq and is a predicted model, not a curated record.